This is a messenger RNA of Cydia pomonella (codling moth), 1584 nucleotides long. RefSeq lists its product as uncharacterized. The transcript has 3 exons. The record is from RefSeq and is a predicted model, not a curated record. Bases 1 to 1584 code for a protein of 527 amino acids. NCBI's taxonomy places the organism in Eukaryota, Metazoa, Arthropoda, Insecta, Lepidoptera, Tortricidae.
AUGAAAGAAAGGGCCAAAGAGCGUUAUGAUGGUAGUAUUAGGAACAUAGCUAAGUUUGCGUUAGGCGACAAAGUCCUGGUAAAAGCACCUAAUCCCAACAAUUUGGAUCCCAAAUGGGAAGGACCUUGUGAAGUCAUCAGAGUUGGAUUCAAUGAAAACUACCUGAUUAGGAAAUCCGGGUCAUCUGCCCGGGCCUUCGCCUCGGCGAAUGGAGCUACAGGUCAAUUGACCGAACCACUCCCUUCCUACUCCGGUCUGUUCUUUAAAAACGAAGGCACGAUCUACCUAAGCGACGAAUCCUGGAAAUUAGUUAUCUACAGGGAUCUUAGACCCCUUUUUAUCGCAAAAGAUUCGCUCGUUCGAUUAGCAACCAAAUUUCAUUUCGUCUCUACCCAAUAUAAUAAUUUUACCCACAUUGAAACCACGAAAUCUUUUCUUAAACUAAACCUAGAAAAAAUCGAAAACCGUUUAGCAGAAUUAAAUAUGUACUUAGGAAAAAAUUCAAGACAAAAACGCGAAUUAUUAGACGGCCUGAGCGUCGUCCUUAAAUGGCUCAUUGGUACACCUGAUGCCAAAGACGCCAUGCAUUAUGAAGAUUGUAUUAACCAACUCGAAAAACGUGAAACCGAUCUUUCAUCACUUAUGCUCGAACAAACUCAAAUAAUUUCUUCGACUGUCAAAACCUUCAACGAAUCAAUUCUCAAAAUCACUUAUGAUGAGUUAAUCAUUAACGAAAAUAUCGAACGCUUAAAUAAUUACCUUAACUCUUCUCAAUCACUUCUGUUUAGUUUAAAAGCCAGCCAAGAUGUGUCAGCUAUUUCCCUUCAAAUUUUAGAGUCAGUAGUAAACCUUGAAAACGAAAUCAACGAAUGCCUAACUAGUAUCCUCUUUGCAAAGUCCAAUACAAUCCAUCCGUCAAUUAUAACCUUGGAAAAACUUUAUAAAGAACUCCUCUUAUCGAAUCAUAUUCGCACGAAUAAACAUCUAGUUUCCACCGUUAGCCCACAAAAUAUACACACAAUCUUAGAAUCUUCCUCUCUAUCAGCAUAUGUAUAUUCAGAUAAACUUGUAUAUAUACUUACAUUCCCUUUAAUUCAGAAUGAUCCUCUCGACUUAUACCAUGUAUACUCCAUCCCUAUAAAACAUCCGAAUUCCUCUCUUCAUACCACUAUCCUCCCUGAGCACGUGUACCUGGCUGCGAACCCCAGCGGCCAAACCUACGUGUCGACAAGCAGUUUAGAAACCUGCAAAACAUACGCCAGCGAAAAACAAGUCUGCACCGGUCUCGUCGCCUACGACGCUACAGCUCGUCCCCUGUGUGAACUACAAAUUCUCCAAAUCGCGAUUCCAACGGAUGCAUCCAGAUCUUCAAUAACUGCUUCGCAAAUUCAUCUCGACAACAGAGAACCCACGUCGCAAUUCCCAUGUCUACAAUCUCAACUAGCUGCGUCACAGAAGAUGAAGACGAAGACAUCGAGCCUCAGCAUUCUCAGCCAAUCUCACCCGUUUCCAUUGUUCCUGCGACUUCUAAAAGAUCAGGCGCUAACGCCCAAUCUUUAUUCUAAGGGGGGAGGUGUUAUAUAA